Kluyveromyces lactis is the source of this 1371-nucleotide messenger RNA. It is a transcript of the gene MDG1, whose product is annotated as Mdg1p. Gene Ontology annotation, cellular component: nucleotide-activated protein kinase complex; cytoplasm; nucleus. Bases 1 to 1371 code for a protein of 456 amino acids. Gene Ontology annotation, biological process: signal transduction. NCBI's taxonomy places the organism in Eukaryota, Fungi, Ascomycota, Saccharomycetes, Saccharomycetales, Saccharomycetaceae. The record is from RefSeq and is a predicted model, not a curated record. The transcript has a single exon. Gene Ontology annotation, molecular function: protein kinase binding.
AUGGUCGAAUAUACUUUCACCUGGCCAAAGGGUCCACAAGAGGUUGUUGUUACUGGUAAUUUCGAUAACUGGACAGGUUCAUUACCGUUAGUGAAACAGCCAUCUGGUGACUUUUCAUUGACUAUGCCACUUCCACCAAAUGAUGACGAUAAGUUUGUGUUCAAAUUUAUUGUCGAUGGUGAAUGGGUAGUAUCUGAUAAGUACGAGAAGGAUUCUAGUGCUGGUCCAAUCAACAAUGUUAUCUACACAUCGAAGAUUGUCGGCACCACAACUGGUUCUACCUUCAUUCCAGAGUCAGCAUUGUCUGCCAAGACUUCCCAAAAACCAAAGAGUCAACCAGCUCCAGGCUCUAACAAAAAGGGUAAGAAAAAGAAGGUUAAGGUCAAGAAGAGAAUCAGAAAGGAUAAGAGAACUGGUGAACAGACCGUUAUCUCUGAGGAAAGAACUGAGUUGAACUCUGAUGGUGAGGAAGAAAGUGAAGAAGUAUCUACUACUGCAACCAACUCUAAGGAAGUCACUCCAUUGCCACCUCAAACCGCCACAACAGAACCUGCCGAUGACGAAGAAGCUACUGCUCCUGUGCCAGCAGUUUUGCCUUCAAAGGAAAACCAGCAAACUACUCUUGGAGAGCCUGGUAUUGCCAUCGUUCCUAAUCCAAAUGAAAUUGCAGCAUUCAAGGAGGUUAGAAAUGUUGAUGCUCAAAAGCUCAAUGAACAAUUGAAUGCAGAAUUGAAGGAGAAGGAAGCUGAUAAAAAGGAAACUUUGGACCAGCAAGCAGAAGAAACUGCAGCUGUCACUGCAGCAGCUACUGCAGCUGCGGCAGAAAACCCAACUGAUGACGUGGCUCCAGUUAUUCAAUCUGCCACUGAACCAGCUGUUCAAACCGAACAAUUAGAGCAAGAAAAGGCCGUUGCUGAACCUGAAACAGUUCCAACCCAAGACGCUACUAUUCCGAAUACACACAUCGAAUCACAGGUCACAGAUGGUUCUGAUGUCGUAGAAGAAGUAGGUAUUAUCACUUCUCCAGAACAAGAAGCUGAACUAGUUCAAAGAACACUGGAUCCAAAAAUCGGAGGCGAAGCUGAACUUCUAAUUGCUGAAGGCGAAGUUCCAAAGGACUCUAUCCCUGCAGUUCAAGAACAAGUCGAAAAAAUCGCUGAUGAAGCUAUUGAAGCCAACACUAAGAUUGCUGACAACGUCACCGAAGAUGUGAAGAAGACCGCUGAAGAAGCAAAGACUACUACCAACAAUGCCGCCAACAAGGUAACUAACAAUGCUACCAGUACUAAUACUCCAACUAAAACUGCUGCAAAACCAGAAAAGAAGAAAAAGAAGGGAUUUUUCUCCAAGUUAAAGAAAAUAUUCAACUAA